AUGAAUUGGGUUCGCGGUCACUCACUAGGCAGUGGAACCUUUGCCACUGUCGACUUAGCUAUACACACACAACACUCCGUUAACUUUCCGUCUCUCACUGCCGUCAAAUCCACCUAUCUUUACAAUUCUUAUUCUCUCCUAAACGAGAAACACAUACUCGAUCGUUUAGGAUCUUCCCCUUUUAUUGUCAAGUGUUUUGGCCACGAUCAAACUCUUGAAAACGGCGUAAACUUUUAUAAUAUUUUUCUAGAGUAUGCCGCCGGUGGAACACUCUCCGAUCAGCUCAAGAAUCACGGCGGUAAGUUCCCCGAAACUCUCGUUCGCCGUUACACCAGGUCCAUUGUCAAAGGACUUAAACACAUUCACGAAAACGGUUUUGUUCAUUGCGACGUGAAGCUACAAAACAUUCUUGUAUUCGACAAUGACAACGUUAAGAUUUCGGAUUUCGGUCUUUCAAAGAAGAAAGGAUUAAAACAGGGAGAAAAGUGGGAGUUGAGAGGAACUCCGAUGUUUAUGUCGCCGGAAUCGGUGAACGAUAAUGUGUAUGAGUCUCCGGCGGAUAUAUGGGCACUUGGUUGCACCGUCAUGGAGAUGGUUACAGGAGAACCAGCAUGGAAUAUGAGUGAUAAUGAGAAUAUUUGGUUGUUGUUAGUUCGAAUUGGAAUCGGAGAAGAAUUACCGUUGAUUCCAGAUGAAUUAUCAGAUGAAGGAAAAGAUUUUCUUGAAAAGUGUUUUGUUAAAGAUCCUUUGAAAAGAUGGAGUGCUGAAAUGCUUUUGAAACAUCCUUUUAUUUUCGAAGAUGAUGAAACUAUUUCAUCGUUGGAGACUGACGUGUCCAACAAUGAAAGAGUUUUAUUAGAGAAAGAAUUACUUGAUAAAUCUUUAUCAUUGUCACCGUCUCCAACAACCCAAUUUGAUUUUCCUCAAUGGAUUUCUUCAAGUGUAACAACUGUUUCGACAAUGCCUCCAAAUUUAAAUGAAUCAAAAUUUAAACAUGGUUUUGCUUCACCAGAGGAGAGACUACGGCUACUAGUCACAGAACAGAGACCGUUAGAUUGGUCAGAAUCAGAUGAAUGGCAUUUUGUUCGGUCAAAUUAG
Messenger RNA from Cicer arietinum (chickpea), 1098 nucleotides. Its product is annotated as mitogen-activated protein kinase kinase kinase 20-like. The record is from RefSeq and is a predicted model, not a curated record. Gene Ontology annotation, biological process: signal transduction; protein phosphorylation. NCBI's taxonomy places the organism in Eukaryota, Viridiplantae, Streptophyta, Magnoliopsida, Fabales, Fabaceae. Gene Ontology annotation, molecular function: ATP binding; protein kinase activity.